Molecule: messenger RNA, 822 nt
Organism: Stylophora pistillata
Lineage: Eukaryota; Metazoa; Cnidaria; Anthozoa; Scleractinia; Pocilloporidae
Source: RefSeq, a predicted model, not a curated record
UAAACAAAACACCUCAGACGUGUGUUAGUUACUCUUACUCCUUCGAGACUGCUGCGCUCCUUAUCAUGUCAAGAAGACUUGUAGCCAUUGCUGUGGAUUCCAGCGAAUACAGCGAGAAGGCAUUUGAUUGGUUUAUGACAAAUGUUUACCAUGAUGGCGAUAAACUGCUUGUAAUACACUCGCAUGAACUGCCGACCCCGGCUAUGCCUCAUAUGAUGGCUACCGAUGCAUGGCACAGUGAGGUUGUGAAACACCAAAAUACCAUAAAAGAACUGGAGAAGAAAUAUGAGAAAAAAUGUAAAGACUUGAAGCUGUCAGCAAAGAUUGUUGUACAAGCUGGCUCUCCUGGACAGACGAUCUGUGCGGUUGCCAAGAAGGAGGAGGCCACUUUUGUUGUGAUUGGCAGUCGCGGUGCGGGAACAGUUCGCCGCACCAUAUUAGGAAGUGUGAGCGAUUAUGUAGUUCACCAUGCCCACGUACCAGUGGUAGUGGUACCAAAGGAAUAGAGCAAACAGACUUCUCCUAGUACCCCUCUAAAGCGAAUUAACUAUAGAUGCGCUUCGGAACCUGUUUCAUUUUUAUCUUAAACUUUUGUAAAAAGUAAACCGAUCGAGCGAGAACGACAGAGUUUAGAAUCGAAUGAAUGUGGUCUUUUAUGGCCUGAUUGAACUCACUUCGCGGAAUGGAAAUGCUCUUCAAGUCUGUAGAGGUCGCACAGUAACCAAGAUGUUUUGGUUAAUUAAGGAACUGUAAUAAAAAUAUGUAGGCAUUUAUCAGUAAAGAUUUGUACUGUAAAUUAAAACGCGUUCUUCAAAAACCAAA